UGUGAUUUUGUUCUCAGUUCCCAGUUCUCACAUUUCUGACUCACGUUCGCAAAUCGCUAAUCGCGAACUUGUCACCGUCGUCGACCUCGCCGUGCAUGAUCUAUCGUUAAGGGUUUCUGAUCAGAAGUUGGUUGGUUAUGGCGACGGCGACGUAUCCACCGCCGCCACCUUAUUACCGGCUUUACAAAGAUUACUUGCAAAACCCAGACUCUGCUCCCGAGCCUCCACCCCCAAUUGAAGGCACCUACGUUUGUUUCGGAGCCAAUUACACUACCAGUGAUGUACUGCCAAGCUUGGAAGAACAGGGGGUGCGCCAGCUUUAUUCCAAGGGGCCUAAUAUUGAUUUCAAGAAGGAGCUGAGGUCACUUAAUGCAGAAUUGCAACUACACAUAUUGGAGCUUGCUGAUAUUCUUAUUGAGAGACCGUCACAGUAUGCUAGGAGAGUUGAAGAAAUUUCUACUGUAUUCAAAAACUUACAUCACCUUCUGAAUUCACUUCGUCCUCAUCAGGCAAGAGCAACCCUGAUUCACAUUUUGGAGCUUCAGAUACAGCGCCGUAAACAAGCAGUGGAGGACAUAAAGAGGAGGAGAGAAGAAGCUCGCAGUCUCCUUAAAGAAGCCCUGACAAUACUGGAUGGCCAAUAAGGCAAAACUAGUCAAAUGGUUCUUUAAAUUAUGGAUACAAGAUUAUUAAAAUUAUUUGUCAACUUCAAUGUUACUAAAAUUAUUUGUAGUUUCAUCAUAAACAAUGAGUUGUUAUGAUAUUCUGAUGGGUGUGGUAGUCAGUUUAAGCUGAUAAAAGAUGCUUGAGGAGUGCCUUACCCAAGAAAUAACCAUAGGUGCCGCAGUAAUGCCAUAAAACAAGUCUGACAAAUGCAAUUUUAAGCAAGGUUAUUGAAACUUGGGUUCAACUUAUUAAAUCCCUUAUUUAUAGCAGGGUUUUGAUGUCUCCUAAA
Lotus japonicus is the source of this 955-nucleotide messenger RNA. Its product is annotated as mediator of RNA polymerase II transcription subunit 7b. Gene Ontology annotation, molecular function: transcription coregulator activity. Gene Ontology annotation, cellular component: mediator complex; core mediator complex. NCBI's taxonomy places the organism in Eukaryota, Viridiplantae, Streptophyta, Magnoliopsida, Fabales, Fabaceae. Gene Ontology annotation, biological process: regulation of transcription by RNA polymerase II. The transcript is spliced from 5 exons. The record is from RefSeq and is a predicted model, not a curated record. The coding region runs from base 138 to 644 and encodes 168 amino acids.